CAGUGACAAAUCCCAUAAUCCCCUUUAAAAAUUAAAAAAGAAGCUGUGUUCUAGAUUAUCGAAUUGAAUGCAGGAGGGAGAGAAGCCUCUCGUUUAGUUUCGCAAGAGACGAGAAUUUGAUUGUUUUCUUGGGUCGGAAUUUAUUUAUCAGGCUAGGGAGGGAGAUUUUGGGAUCCAAUGGUUAAAGAUUGUUGUUAAGAUAGUAAGUUAGAUAAAGAAAUGAAAAUGGAAGAGACAAGUUUAACGACGCCAGGAACUGGAAGUUCAUCUUAUCUGAAGGCUCUCACCGUUGAAAUCGAGAAAAAGCUGCAAAGGGCACUAGCUUCUGCAUCUCAGAGACGGAACUUGUUACAAGAAUUGUUUGCUGACAUUGCUUUGGAAGUUGAUGAUCGUGCUCGAGGUAUAAUUUUCAGCAGGGAAGAAGAUGAAAUUUCUCCUGCUGAAGCUGCUGCUGAUGGCCAAUUGUGCUUUUACGAUGUGCUUGCUGAUUAUUAUGUUUGGGUGCCUGCGAGUGGAAAACAAAUUCUUCAUUUGAUUGUCCAACUCUGGAGCCAGUCAUUUGCAUCACAUAUUUUCGCUCUUUUGUUCCAUAAAUGGCUUUUUGAAGCUCAGCUGGAUAAUACUGAAGUACUUGUUCGUUUCUCAUCUGCUCUUGUUCAAGGUGCUACAAAUGUUUUGUGGAUUGACAUCCAAACAAACAAAAGGCAUUUCCAGUCCCUAUUUCAGUAUCUCCUUGAGGAAGUUGCCUUGGAGCCUAUGCGGUUGAACAGAAUUCCAGUGCAGGCCCAGAGGGAACUGUUUCUUUUACUCUCAAGGUUCAUACUCUUUUACAACUCAGUUGACAAGAUCGACAGCUUCUUAAAACAAUUUCCUAUUUUUCCAAAUGCUUUCUUGGUUGGUGGUCCCGCAGACUUCUUUGUUAUUGAACUUGCAGAUCAGCUUCAAAAGUUAAAGGUGGAGCCAGUUCUAUUGCAUUACCUUUCACAAAUUAAAGUUCUCCAAGGCAUGGAAUUGAGAAUGACCACAAGUACAAGAUUAAAGGCAUGUUUGUAUAGCUUUACUUCUCCUGGCGGUCCAAUGUAUCCCACUAGAGCUGUCCGUCAUGCUGCCUGGGAUGCUUUGGAUUUGCUUUUCCCCGUUGGACGGUAUCCUCGCCAUUUCAUAAGCCUGUUUUUUCGACUGCUAUAUCCAUGGUACUGGCCGUCAUCAUGUUGGAACUUCAUAAUAUCUUGCAUCAAGGCCGUAUUCUAUUCUCUGCUGAGGGUGUUGUUUUCUAGAUGGGAUAAGCUGAGAGAGCCAAAGAACUGCUAGACCUGAUGCCAAAACCAGCUCCCCUAAAGCUUACACUUGCACUUUCAGCUUGAACGUGUAGCAUUUCAUGUUAUUUUGUGUUGUACAAGUGCUUUCCCUUUGCUUGAGUUACCCUCUCGUUUUAGUCUUUUGAGGGUAAUUUCCAUAUACAUGUUAGUUUUCUAACAUGUAUAUUAUAAUUGGAUGCAUAACUAAAUUGUAUUCUUAACAUUAUUCCAAUUGGUCAAGUUUAUUUGAAGUAACGGUGUUUGAAUGGAA
Molecule: messenger RNA, 1569 nt
Organism: Populus euphratica (Euphrates poplar)
Lineage: Eukaryota; Viridiplantae; Streptophyta; Magnoliopsida; Malpighiales; Salicaceae
Product: K-stimulated pyrophosphate-energized sodium pump protein
Exons: 11
Coding region: 220-1311 (363 amino acids)
Source: RefSeq, a predicted model, not a curated record